GACGUCGGCCCGGAGCCAUGCGGGUGUAGCCGUGGGCAACUGACGGAGGAACCAGGGCAGCCAGCCGCACUUCGACACGGCAGUGGCAGCCCAGCACUGCCUGACACACAGUGGUUACCGUCACGACUGGAGCCCAGGAUGGACUCAUCCACCGGAGCUGCGCCCCUGAUGGGCGCGGUGGACUACGCCGUGUUCGCUGGCAUGCUGGGAGUGAGCGCCGCCAUCGGCGUCUACUACGGCUUCUGCGCGCCAGCUGCCAAUGUCGAGGAGUACCUCAUGGGAGGCCGCUCCAUGAGCACCAUUCCGAUAUCCAUGUCUCUAAUUUCCAGCUUCAUAUCCGGCAUCACGCUCCUGGGCAUGGCCACGGAGGCGUACCUGUACGGCGCCGAGUACAGCUACAUCGCCAUCGGUGUGCUGGUCAGCGCCAUCAUUAAUGCGGUCGCCUUCCUGCCCGUCUUCUACGAUCUGCAGAUCACCUCCACGUACGAGUACUUGGAAAUGAGAUUCGGCAAAAGCGUGAGAAUUCUGGGCUCUUUCUUCUUCAUAAUUGGAGUGAUAUGCUGGAUUCCCCUGGUCAUUUUCAUGCCUGCCAUAGCUUUAAACCAAGUUACUGGCGUGAACUUGCACAUCAUUUCCCCUGUGGUGUGCAUUGUGUGCAUCUUCUACACAUGUGUGGGCGGCAUCAGGGCAGUGGUGUGGACGGACGUGGUGCAGACAGUGAUGAUGUUCGGGGCGGUGCUGCUGGUAGUCAUCAAGGGCACCAUCGACGUCGGAGGGCUGGCCGUCGUCUGGAGCCGCAAUGUCGAGACGGGCCGCCUUGAUCCUCCAGCACUGGACCUGGACCCCACGGUGCGCCAGGCGCUACCCAGCCUGCUGCUGGGAGGCGCCAUACACUGGCUGUUCAUAGCGGGCGUCCACCAGAUCAUGAUGCAGCGCUACCUCGCACUGCCCACGCUCACCAAGGCCAACAUAGCUGUGUGCAUCUUCACUGUGGGGGCGAUAUCCCUCGUCCUGAUGAGCAUCUACAGCGGCCUACUCAUCUUCGCCAAAUAUUUCGACUGCGAUCCACUCACCACCAAGGUGGCGCGGGCCAAGGACCAGAUGCUGCCGCUGCUGGUGGUGGACUCGCUCAGCGGCCUCCCUGGACUGACGGGGCUCUUCGUGGCCGGCAUCUUCAGCGCCGCUCUCAGCUCCAUGUCGACGGCGCUGAACUCUACGGCAGCCGUGGUGUUUGAAGACUUCUUCAAGACUUUCUUCCCGAAGUGGCGGCUGUCGGACAGGAAGGCGGACCUGCUGAUGAAGGCCGUCGUCGUCAUCUCGGGCGCCACCUGCACCGCCCUGGUCUUCGUCGUCGAGAGGCUCGGAUCGGCAGUUCUGCAGGUGUCUAUUUCCUUGGGGUCAAUUACCAAUGGACCGACGCUGGGACUGUUUACUGUUGGAAUGUUCUUCCCACGUGUCAACUCAAGGGGUGUGCUGGUGGGCGGCCUGACCAGCGUGGCCCUGAUGGCGUGGUUGUCUCUGGGCGCCCAGACCUACCAGGCCAGGGGGGACAUCCGCUUCGCCACCAAGCCAUUCUCCACUGACGGGUGCCUCUACGAGUUUGACCGCACCAACAACGGUUCUGUGGCUGUCACAGACGACUACCACAACAGCGAUGUGUGGACGGUGUACCGGGUGUCACACCUGUGGUACACAGCGAUGGGCUGGACCAUCACGAUGGUGGUGUCGCAGCUGGUGAGCCUCGUGGUGCGGCCUGGAGAAGACGAGCCGCGACCGGGGCCUCACCUCUUCAGUCCGCUGGUGCGGCGCUGGCUGCCCAAAGAGCCACUCGACAAGGGCUACAAGACGGUUGAGAUGCGGGUAAUCUCACAAGAAGAAGAGGACAGAAGAAAACUGAAAGACGUGGACUGACGCAGCACUUUCUAGUGUUUUCUUAAUACAUUAUCAAUUUUCAGGAUGAUAAUGAAUUCGGUGACGAGCUUUAAUAAUAAUAAGAUACUAAGGUGGAAUCUUGUGAUUAAGAUACAACCUUUAAAGACUUGAGAUAUCCCAUAUCUAUUAACCAACGAUAAACGCAAAUCUUCUUACGAAACGGAUGUAAAAUGACUGGAAGCCCUUUUUUUUUCUUUUCUGAUGGGCAAAAUGUUGAUUUGCUGUGUCCUUGAUUUUUUUCGUUAGCUUUUGAAGUAUUAAAUCAACAAAGUGAAAAGGUAUUCACAUUGCUUGGUGCAAAAUACAGAAAAUAGCAUAGAAAUGAAUCGUCCUGAGACGACCUGACUAAUUGAGUGCAGUUUGAUAGUUGAGUUUGGAACUUAAUCACAUUGAUCGAGAGUGUACUUGCGUAACUUCUUUUUACAUGGUUUCGUGCAAUGAUACUUUAUCUGAAGAAACAGUUUACAUGUGUAUUCGGGAUACAGUAUCCUCAUGAAUAGCUUAAGAACGCUACUGUCGCGAGUCUUAAGUAAGAUGUGACCAUAUCGUAGAGUAGUUUCUUCCAAGCUGUAGCCGCUGAUUUAUUUUCAGAGUGUAUAAAACAUUCAAAAUAUGUCACACACAAAAUCUCAUUUCAGAAAUAGUGAUAUAUCAUGUGUAACACACAUAAAAAUGUUCGUCUACGUUGGAGAUAACGUAAUAUGACAUUUCCUGUGCCGUUGUUACAAAUAGGUUACGACGUGUUUUUUAAGCAAGGUGCGAAUUAAUAAACAAACAUUCACUGAACUUUAUUUUGUCUAUGUAACUGAAGUUUUAUGUAUUAAGUGUCAUGUUUCUCCAUUGUUUUACAUCUCAUAUUGUUCGUUUACUUACUUAAGGAAUAGUUCAGUGGACUUUUAACAACCAUUACCAUGUACUUUGUGCUGGCACGAUAUUCAUGGUUAGUGAAAUUUACUUUUUUUGGUGAAACUUUCUUCAUUUAAUGUAUUGCGUAGGUUUGGACCUUUCACAUAAACGAAGACUUUUUGUCAUGUUUGCAGAAGGGUACUGACAGUAUCAGUUCCUCAUAUUCAUAGGGAAUGACGAGAAAUGUGAGUGGAUAGGAUAACCAGUGAUUCAGCGAAAGCACUUUAAACGAAAAUUUUUGUGACUUGCAGUUACCACAAAUUUUCGUUGCAAGUAUGAAAUGUUCCGUAAAUCUGUUUUGUCUCUUAAAAUGAUUUACGUAAAAAAGUACAUAUUGUUUAACUUGGUUUACUAAAUGCCAGAACGUUUCACUGUGUACAAAAAGUGAUAAUACA
Molecule: messenger RNA, 3233 nt
Organism: Schistocerca cancellata (South American locust)
Lineage: Eukaryota; Metazoa; Arthropoda; Insecta; Orthoptera; Acrididae
Product: sodium-coupled monocarboxylate transporter 1-like
Exons: 15
Coding region: 139-1911 (590 amino acids)
Biological process (GO): transmembrane transport; sodium ion transport
Cellular component (GO): membrane
Molecular function (GO): symporter activity
Source: RefSeq, a predicted model, not a curated record